Molecule: messenger RNA, 3745 nt
Organism: Pelobates fuscus (common spadefoot toad)
Lineage: Eukaryota; Metazoa; Chordata; Amphibia; Anura; Pelobatidae
Gene: ADCY2
Product: adenylate cyclase 2
Exons: 25
Coding region: 250-3537 (1095 amino acids)
Biological process (GO): cAMP biosynthetic process; adenylate cyclase-activating G protein-coupled receptor signaling pathway; adenylate cyclase-inhibiting G protein-coupled receptor signaling pathway
Cellular component (GO): plasma membrane
Molecular function (GO): adenylate cyclase activity
Source: RefSeq, a predicted model, not a curated record
ACUUUCCUUCCCCCUACCUGCAUCAUGUCACUGGAGCCCUGUAGUCGCACUCCCUGUCUGCUAACCUCUGCCUCUGUCUCUGCUGCCUGGUUGAAACUCACCAAAGACUAAUAAAGAAGAGAAUAGGGAGGAAAGGAUUUGUGAUUUUCUUCAAUUUGGGAAAGAGGGUUAUUGGACUUGUUAUUUUUGUUCUCAGUGGGAGCCUGAAACUGAAGGAGGACACCUGUGUGUGUGCCCUCCUGCUCUGUAAUGUGGCAAGAAGCAAUGAGGAGACGCCGCUAUUUCCUUGACAGGACAGAAGAUGUGGAUAUUAGACAGGAGCAACAGAGGACCAGGGACUGGCUGUAUGAAUCCUAUUACUGCAUGAGCCAGCAGCACCCACUUAUUGUCUUUCUGCUGCUCAUUGUGAUGGGAGCUUGUCUUGCAAUGCUGGCUGUCUUCUUUGCUUCUGGGCUGGCAAUUGAAGAACAUGUUGCAUUUUUAAUAACAGUCCCAACAGCCAUAGCAAUUUUCUUUGCUAUAUUUGUCCUGGUCUGCAUAGAGUCUGUCUUCAAGAAGCUUCUUCGUGUUUUUUCACUGGUCAUCUAUGUAUGUUUGGUUGCAAUGGGAUAUCUUUUUAUGUGUUUUGGAGGAAUCAUAUCACCUUGGGAUCAGGUAUCUUUCUUCUUGUUCAUUAUUUUUGUUGUAUACACCAUGCUUCCAUUCAACAUGCGAGAUGCAAUAAUUGCCAGUAUCGUAACCUCAGCGUCCCAUACAAUAGUGCUCAGUAUUUAUUUAUCUACAUCAGGAGUAAGAAAGGAACAUUUGGUCUGGCAGAUAUUGGCAAAUGUGAUUAUUUUUAUCUGCGGCAAUUUGGCAGGAGCUUACCACAAGCAUCUAAUGGAGCUUGCUUUACAACAAACAUAUCAAGAUACCUGCAAUUGCAUUAAAUCCCGCAUUAAACUCGAAUUUGAAAAACGUCAGCAGGAACGUCUUCUUCUUUCCUUGCUACCUGCUCACAUUGCAAUGGAAAUGAAAGCAGAGAUUAUCCAGAGAUUACAAGGACCUAGGGCUGGUCAGCUGGAAAACACAAAUAAUUUCCAUAACUUGUAUGUGAAGCGGCACACUAAUGUAAGUAUCUUGUACGCUGACAUUGUUGGAUUCACUCGAUUGGCCAGUGAUUGUUCUCCUGGAGAAUUAGUACAUAUGCUUAAUGAAUUAUUUGGAAAGUUUGACCAAAUUGCCAAGGAAAAUGAAUGCAUGAGAAUCAAAAUCUUAGGCGAUUGUUACUAUUGUGUGUCAGGACUACCAAUCUCUUUACCAAAUCAUGCCAAGAACUGUGUGAAAAUGGGAUUGGAUAUGUGUGAAGCUAUAAAGAAAGUAAGAGAUGCCACAGGAGUUGACAUUAACAUGCGCGUUGGUGUGCACUCUGGAAAUGUCCUUUGUGGAGUCAUUGGCUUACAAAAAUGGCAAUACGAUGUAUGGUCACAUGAUGUUACUUUGGCAAAUCACAUGGAAGCUGGAGGAGUGCCAGGCCGUGUUCACAUAACGUCUGUCACACUGGAACAUUUGAAUGGCACUUACAAAGUAGAAGAUGGUGAUGGACACAUCAGAGAUCCCUACUUGAAAGAAAAUGGAGUGAUAACCUACUUUGUUAUAAACCCAAAGGCAGAAAGACGAAGUCCGCAGCAUCAUUUUAGACCUCGUAACACUCUGGAUGGUGCAAAAAUGAGAGCCUCUGUCCGAAUGACACGAUACCUGGAGUCAUGGGGAGCUGCAAAGCCAUUUGCUCAUCUGCACCAUCGAGACAGUAUGACAACAGAAAAUGGCAAGAUUUGCACCACAGAUGUACCAAUGGGUCAGUAUCAUUUCCAGAGGCGCACAGAAAGGACUAAAUCACAGAAAAAAAGAUUUGAAGAAGAACUAAAUGAAAGAAUGAUUCAAGCUAUUGAUGGUAUAAAUGCACAAAAACAGUGGCUGAAAUCUGAAGAUAUCCAAAGAAUAUCACUUCUUUUUCAUAAUAAAGCACUUGAAAAAGAAUACAGGGCGACAACGCUUCCAGCCUUCAAGUAUUAUGUGACAUGUGCCUGUCUUAUAUUCUUCUGUAUCUUCAUUGUACAAAUUUUAGUAUUACCAAAAACAUCGAUUCUUGGAAUUUCUUUUGGGGUUGCAUUUUUGUUGUUGGCAUUCAUUCUCCUCAUAUGUUUUGCUGGACAGCUUUUGCAAUGCAGCAAAAAGGCAUCAGCAUCAUUCUUGUGGCUUUUAAAAUCAUCAGGAUUAAUAUUAGACCGGCCUUGGCCACGGAUUACUCUUACGGUGAUGACUACUACAAUCAUUUUGACAAUGGCUAUAUUUAACAUGUUUUUCCUGGAUGAUUCUGUAACCAAUAUCAUUCCAGCAUCCAACUGGUCAAAUGAAAGUUCACCUCAGUCAAAUGAAGGAAAGAAAUGGCUUGUACAAAAUAACUUUUUUUUUCUACCUUACUUUAUAUACAGUUGUAUUUUGGGUUUCAUUUCUUGUUCUGUCUUUCUACGGAUAAAUUAUGAGUUGAAGAUGACAAUUAUGCUGAUUGCAAUGGUGGUCUACAAUGUCAUCCUUCUUCAUACACAUGCAUCCAUGCUUGAUGCUUACAGCAGAUACCUGUAUGCAACAGAAUCUAUUGAAAGACCUGGCGUAUUAAAAGACCUUAAGACUAUGGGAUCUGUGUCUCUGUUUAUAUUUUUUGUCACUCUGCUUGUUCUAGGCAGACAGAAUGAAUAUUACUGUAGGUUAGAUUUCUUGUGGAAGAACAAGUUCAAAAAAGAACGUGAAGAAAUAGAGACCAUGGAGAAUCUGAACCGGGUACUAUUAGAGAAUGUGCUACCUGCUCAUGUGGCUGAACACUUUUUAGCAAGAAACCUAAAAAAUGAGGAUUUAUACCAUCAGUCAUAUGACUGUGUUUGUGUAAUGUUUGCAUCUAUACCAGAUUUUAAAGAAUUUUAUACAGAAUCAGAUGUGAAUAAGGAAGGUUUGGAGUGUCUCAGACUAUUAAAUGAAAUCAUUGCUGAUUUUGAUGAUUUGCUUUCUAAACCAAAAUUUAGUGGUGUUGAAAAAAUCAAGACUAUAGGAAGCACAUAUAUGGCAGCAACAGGACUCAGUGCAACGCCUAAUCAAGAAUAUAGCCAGGAAACAGACAGACAGUACAUGCACAUAGGAACUAUGGUAGAGUUUGCAUUUGCACUUGUGGCUAAACUUGAUGCCAUAAACAAACAUUCAUUCAAUGACUUCAUGCUUCGAGUGGGUAUCAACCAUGGCCCAGUUAUAGCUGGAGUUAUUGGUGCUCAAAAGCCACAGUAUGACAUCUGGGGUAAUACCGUAAAUGUUGCCAGUAGAAUGGACAGCACGGGUGUCUUGGGAAAAAUACAGGUUACAGAAGAAACAUGCAAUGUUUUGCUAGCACUGGGAUAUGUUUGCACCUGCAGAGGAAUAAUUAAUGUUAAAGGAAAAGGAGAACUGAAAACAUAUUUUGUACAUACAGAGAUGACAAGGUCUUUAUCACAGGGCAAUGUAGCAUCCUGAGUAUCUGACAAGAUUCUAAAAAACUAUGAUGAUCUUUUUACAUCUCCUACGAUAGUCUGACAUUAAAAUUUGCAGUAUUUCUUAAAACUUUCACGCCACCCUCACACCAACAAUAUGGAUGUGUUCACCAUUUGUGUCUCAUAGCUAAUGACACAUUAUGAGCACUCAUUCAGCAUUAAUGCCCUUAUUUUCUUCACCAGAGACUCGA